GCUCUCGUUCAUAUCUGUCAUGGCUAUUCUUGACGCCACAGUCCUAGGGUUUUGAUUUUCUGUAGAUUGAUACCAAAGUUGCUCAGUUCCAACUAAGAUUAAUUGGUGAAGAGGGCAUUUCCUCGAACUCCAACUGUGCAAAAGUGGCUACUACCACCCAAGACAAUUAAUUAAGAUGGUGCCUGGCUAUGUGGCUCACCCAGGUCAACUCGAAGCCGCCCCACCACCACUGGAGGUAGACGGCCCAAUUCCAGACAACAACAACCACAUCACUAGACCGCGCACCUCCGUCUUCCGCAAACUCUUGUUCAUAUGCUACAUCGUUUGGGUGGUGUAUUUGUUAGUCAUGCAACCCAAAACCCCCAAGUUCAAGGUCGAAUCGGCCACUGUUCAGCUCAAUACAGAAGGCUCUAAGUUAACCGCCCAGUGGGAUAUCACUCUCCUCGCCACCAACCCCAACCACAACUUCAAAUUCUAUUACAAACGCGUCCAGGCCGAUGUCCGCUACGCGCUCGGUUCUUACUUCCUUUUCACGCUCGUGGAAAAGCCGCGUCCUUCCUUUGUUUUGAACAAAAGUAACCAGACUCGUGUGGAGUUGAAAUUGAGUGUGUGGAAGGAAUGGCUUGGCCAAAAAGUGGUAGAGGAAAUCUCCUCUCGUGAAGUGGUGAGUUUCGGAGUCGAACUCAGCUCUCAGGUGUGGUUUAUGUCUAGACUAAUGCCUCCGGGACGUGUUUGGCUGGUCGUCUCCUGUGACGAGGUCGAUUUCAGGUUUUCCUGGAAUAAUCGGACCGGAAAAUUGACGAGUCAGUCAGGAAAGUGUGUUGUUAAGUACGGAAUGAUAUAUAUCUCUGAAUGCUUAGUUACUUCUUCUUUCCUCUUCUUCGUUAUUUGGGCUUGUUGCGUUUGUGAUUCAAAGCCACGCAGAUCAGCACGCGUCGCGCCUAGCUAAGUUAUGGGCGAUAGCACAUUAGCACUCAGGUGCAGCACUGCAGAACUUGAAAUGUAGAGGCUACUGUAACCUCUUCCAUAGUCAGGAGGGGACCUCCUCAUGAGCUCUGUAACUUUUUCAAGUCAAUAUGAAACUCCUCUCUG
Molecule: messenger RNA, 1092 nt
Organism: Rosa chinensis
Lineage: Eukaryota; Viridiplantae; Streptophyta; Magnoliopsida; Rosales; Rosaceae
Exons: 2
Coding region: 176-949 (257 amino acids)
Cellular component (GO): plasma membrane
Source: RefSeq, a predicted model, not a curated record